Oreochromis niloticus (Nile tilapia) is the source of this 5093-nucleotide messenger RNA. It is a transcript of the gene lgsn, whose product is annotated as lengsin, lens protein with glutamine synthetase domain. The transcript is spliced from 4 exons. Gene Ontology annotation, molecular function: glutamine synthetase activity. Gene Ontology annotation, cellular component: membrane; cytoplasm. Gene Ontology annotation, biological process: lens morphogenesis in camera-type eye. The record is from RefSeq and is a predicted model, not a curated record. The coding region runs from base 249 to 2264 and encodes 671 amino acids. Lineage: Eukaryota; Metazoa; Chordata; Actinopteri; Cichliformes; Cichlidae.
CCAGUUUCCAGCCGGAUUCCCGUGGCUGUUUGUGGGACAGAAAGAAUUUUCUAAUCCGUCAUCAUUGUACCAAUUGUCUAUAAAAAUUAAUGUGCGAGUGAAGCUCUUUCACAGGGGGGGCUAUCAAUAUCCAAAUCCCAGUACAUGAGUACAAAAAACGAAAUGAAUGACUCUGAAGAUUUCAAGAGCCAUUGUUUGUUUUCCAGGAAGGCCAAAAUAGAAGCAACGACCAAAUAGAUGGCACCGGGAUGAGUCUAGGCAGCAAGAAAGGAGUCAGGGUGACUGGAAAGUAUGUGCCUCCGGUGGAUUGGAACAGCAGAGGAGGUGGCCCAUCCAUCGUCCACGGUCCCGUCAGUACCCCAGUAACUCCCAACACUCCCACAGUUAUCUCCAUUGGCCCUCUGCCUCACCAGCCCCCAGAGCAAGUUGAUGAUCCCUCUGUGGAUGAAGCUGACGCUGGGGAUGACUGGACCACAGAGGCAUCAUGUCAAACCAGGUUGUCCUAUGGUAAAAUGGGUGUUCCAAGGCAGACCAUGGAAGAGCUGAAGACCAUCCUGAGGGUCAGUCCCCUGCUCAGUAUCCGGGAAAGACAUGAGGGGAAACCAGGGAGUCCCUACACAUAUCUCCACGGAAGCAGCACUAGUGGUGGAGGGACGGACGGACGGCAGGAUGAUGGAAACUCUCACAGGGCGUUCAGCACCUUCAAACCACACUCUGAUGCUUCCAGAAGGGGGCCCAGAUCCAGAGGUAGCACAUCUAUUCAGCUGCCCUCCACCAUGGAUUCAUCCAGCUCGUUCAGGUUCAGUGCCAACACAAAUAGGCAGCCUGAACUCAGGACCCACACAUAUGCGAGUGGUGGCUCCUGGGGAGAGACUGGAGGUUCUCAUACAGUUUUUCCCACAGAUAACGGAAAAGACACUAUUGAGAUCUCUGGGAACCAGAGGUUCAUUGCAGCCAUGGAGCAAAUUAAACAACAAAUAGCACGCGACAAUAUCAACUUCGUCCGCUUUGAAGCCACUGACCUCCAUGGGGUGUCAAGGUCCAAGACAGUACCUGUUCGCUUCUUCCAUGAGAAAGCAGUAUAUGGGGUACCAAUGCCAAGAAGCUAUUUGGAGCUAACCCUGAGCCCACAAAGCAAUGAAGUGGACCAUGCAAACACUGCCAACUUCAGUAGUGAUGUCCUUCUGAUCCCUGACCUUUCGACUUUUAGGGUCCUACCCUGGGCUGAACAAACAGCACGGGUCAUCUGCGACCCAUGCACCGUGACCGGAAGCCCCCUUCGCACUUCACCUCGCCUCAUUGCCAAGCAGCUUCUCGGUCAGCUCCAAAGCCUGGGUUUCUCCCUGCACUCAUCCUUCACCUAUGAAUGUUGUGUACUAGGAGCGCCGGACCGGAUUGGACCAAAGACACUCCUGUUCCCUGCCACAACACUGCUCAGCAACCAUGACCUGCCUUUCUUCCAGCAGCUGGUGGACAGCAUGUACUGCAUGGGGGCUGACAUAGACAGCAUCGCUUCUGCAAGUGGCCCUGGGCAGAUGGAGAUCAACCUGAGGCCAGAGUUUGGGAUUGCUGCCGCUGACAGCGCCUUCACCUUCCGCACCGGCAUCAAAGAAAUGGCUCGCAAACACAGCUACAUUGCCAGCUUUUUUACUGACGAUGGUCUAUACAAUGCUGGGGUGCUCUCUCAUAGCCUGUGGGAUGCUAAUGGGCGACGCAGUCUCUUCCACAGUGGAGAGAAAGCAGGCGAGGUGUCUGAGAUUGGUAGAAAAUGGUUGGCAGGCCUCCUGACCCACUCUGCUGCCCUGAGCUGUUUGAUGUCACCCGGCCUGGGUUGCAGAAGUCACAUUGCCAAAACCAUCAAAGAUCCCAAGCGGUUGCUGUAUGCCACUUGUGGCAGCAAUGAUAACAGCAGUUCCUUCAACAUAAAGUGUCACGGUGGGAGGGAGACACACAUUGACAACAAGCUGGGCUCAGCCAUGGCCAACCCUUACAUUGUUCUUGCAGCUACAGUGGCUGCAGGACUGGAUGGUAUCAGAAGAAACCUCAAUGUUGAAAGCAGUCUUAACAAAGCCCCUAGCCAACAGAGGGAGUUCACCAUUCCAGUAAAGCUUGAUGAUGCUCUGGAGGCGCUGGGGGAGGAUCAUGUCAUCCGCAGUGCCCUUGGAGAGCCGUUUAUUCAGUAUUUCAUCGCCAUGAAGAAGUUUGAGAUUGAGACCCAGGAAAUGAAUGAUGAGAGGAACAAGUGCUUUGAGUAUUUCAUAUAGAAACCCAGAAUUUACUUUAUACAAAACACACUUUCUCCUGCCAAACAACUAAAAGCAUGUGAAGCAGCUGCUUGAAUGUACACAAUUUUAUUUUAUACAAUGUUGAUACAUUAUUAUUAGACACACUGUAGAUAUUUUAGAAGAUAUUACUUCAAAAUAAAGGCAUUAAACCCCCCAAAUAAAAAGCAGUAUUGUGCUAUUUUUUUGUUGAGCUAUUUUGUUGUUGUAUGCACACGGCAAAACACUGUUCUGGACAAUGGUUUUUAACCAGAAAACUGACACAUUACUUCAAUGUGCAUGCACAUUAUCCAUACCAGUAGUAUCAAACCAAAACAGGCCUAUUAUCUGCAAUAGAAUGCUACAGUGUUAGCAAUAGCACAGAAGGGCUGAGUCAUUGUCCAUUUGGUCACAGAUUUUCUCUGACCUCCCACCUGAUGUUCUCUUACAAGGUAACACAAGAAGAGCUACUGUGCAUGCUACAUCCUUCCCUUUACUUACUGCCACACAUCCUCUCUGCCCUGCAUAUUUCACAGGCUACAAAAUGUUUGUAUGAGCAGUUCCUCCAUGUUAAUGUUGUGUUAUAGAUUUAUUUUGAUCCACCAGUGCUCAGGCUUUAAAAAUAUGCUUUACAACAUACAUAUUCAAAAUUUAUUGUGCAUAGACAGAUUAGAGAGAUUUUGAUUUUGUAAAGAUUAUGAAUCUUUGACAUGUGACAAACAUUACACAAGAAAUUAAAGUAUAUUUUAGAGAGUUAAAAUAUCAACUGAUAAUAUGUUUUAAUGACAAAGACAUAUGCAACAAGCAGAGUCCUUUGCCCAUCUGUGCUAAAACAUUUGCAAAAGAAGAAUUAGAAAUGCUUUAUUUUGUGCAUAAGAACCAAAAAGUAAUGAAGAAUUUUAGAUUGUUUUGACAAAUUCAGCUAUUAUUUAGGAGUGGAGCCCAAGCAGUUGAGAAAAUUGCAACAGUUUAGUUUUCUGGUGUGUAAUAAGCAUGUUACCGUCUUGGGGUCCCUAUCUUGGCUGCAGUUUGAUAGACUUCUUAUUUUUUUCUGUGGCCUCAGUAUAACUAAAUUUUUGACUUAAUUAAAAGCCACCACUCAUCAUUGUCUUGCAAAGUUAUGACAUCAUCAUCAAACAUAGCUACCUAUAGCUCCAAUUAUAGUCUUGUGCAUUUCAUGGCAUGUAAGAUAUGCAGGCUGAAUGUUGUGCAAAGGACCAAAAUGCAGACUCUCAGGUAGAUGGCAGUGAAUUUGAAGUGAACCGUUUAUUGGCUUUUUGCAAUAAUACAAAAGGUAAAUCAUAAAUCCAGAAUGGAAACACUGAAAACUAAAAACUGCUGAAAACUAAACAAAUACACUAGAGCUACUAUCACUGGGGUUUAAGGGAAUAGGCACACUGACAAAGGACACACAGAGACAGCAGAAGAUGAGACAAGGAAGCAAAAGUAAAAGCAAAGCAUGAGGAACAACCAGCUCAGAAAAUAAAGCAGGAAGUGCAAAACCUAAACAGGGAAAACACAGACAUGAACGAAUUUAACCCACAACCUUUGAAACAAGGAAGAAACACUGACGGAAGAUUUAAACUCUAAAGCAACUCAGAACUAAGUACUAAAUACGCUAAGAGAAAGAAAAAAAACACAUGAAAGAAAAUAAACAAUAAACAAAUCCAGAAUCAAACAGAAUCUUUAAAUAAACAACACUACAAAGUCCAAAAAAGCAGAAUCAGUGAUUCAAAUGAUGGGUCAAAUGACCCAGUACUGUGACAGUGUUAUAAAGAACAACACCAAGAUGGCGAUCUGUAACACUGAGCAUUCAAGGGAGCUUAUAAAGUAGGCGUGUAACUGUGUCUCCGUUUAACCUAAAAAGCUUUGUAGAAUUGAUGUGAAGAAGAGUAACACUGAUGACUAUGCAGCAGAUAUCUUCCACAGAGACUUAGAAAGCAGUUUAGUGUUCACAGACACUUUAUGAUAAACUAUCUGAUAGAAGUCCAGUGUGAAUGCUUUUCAUAUUUGGAACAUAGUUGCUAAACUCAUCAAAAUACACUGAGAAAAUGAACAGCAUCGUCCAUAUUUUUAAAAAAAUAUAUCAAUAUGCUUCAUGAAUGAUACAUUUUAUGAUACAUUAAGUGAUAAGGAAUGUGACAUAUUUUUGGUGUUUUUUGUGACACAUUGCACAAAAAACACCAAAUCCACCAACGCAGAUGAAUGCAUGCAUUACUGUAUUAGAGUAAACCAGUGUAUGUUUGUUUAAAAAACCUCAGGUACAGGUUAUAACAGUGGGCGUUACUGGUGUGGGUUUUUUUUAAAUGUAGUUAUUUCACAACAAUACUGAACAACAACAGAGGUUUACUGGAAUAUGAUGCAAUCAGGCUUCACACAUCACUGAUCGUUUUGGUGUUGUCAUAGCAUGAAAGAUGCUCUCAUCAGACUAAUCCUUUAGGUAAACUAAAAGAACAAAUACAUUUUAAUAAGACAUACCGUAUCAUUAUAAUUUAGCUUACUGAAUCAAACAUUGCUGAAUGUUUUGCAGUGAUACUGUCAGAUUCACCCUGGUUGCCUUAACUCCUCCUCCCCAGUAAGAUCCAGCUCAGACUUUAACAGCAAAUACCCGAUUUAUCAAGCCUUGUUACUGGCAUCAGUGACGACUAAAGAAAAAAGGUGGAGCAUACUGCUGUGGUGUAAAGAAACUGUUUGUCUAGGCAAGAAAACAGCUGCAUAAGAUAAGAUAAGAUGAUAAGAUAAGAUAAGAUAAGAUAAGAUAAGAUAAGAUAAGAUAAGAUAAGAUAAGAUAAGAUAAGAUAAGAUGAUAAGAUAAGAUAAGAUAAGAUAAGA